This is a messenger RNA of Punctularia strigosozonata HHB-11173 SS5, 1040 nucleotides long. RefSeq lists its product as uncharacterized. Lineage: Eukaryota; Fungi; Basidiomycota; Agaricomycetes; Corticiales; Punctulariaceae. The coding region runs from base 60 to 863 and encodes 267 amino acids. The record is from RefSeq and is a predicted model, not a curated record. The transcript is spliced from 4 exons.
UUCCACUGUUUGCUGCCGUCACCGCGCGCAUCUGAAAGAGACGGGAAUCGACGACUCUUAUGCUUGGUCAGGCGGAAACUGCGACGUAUCUGGAACAAUGUGGUGACGAACUGGUUGCGAUCGAAGAGGUGCUGAGUGCGUAUGUGAUCUGGAAGUUCUUGAAGGGACACAGCUGCCCUCACGUCUUGCAGAAACUCCAUUAUCUAUGCAUAUAUCUGCGUGUGACCGGUCGCACGAGGGUGUUAUCAUUUGGGCGUGAUGUCUUCAAGGUCAUCGCGCUCGAGGUUGCGGCAGGGGGAGGCAGGCUCGGUGUAGCACCUGUAACAAGCCCUGUGGGCAAAGAAAUCUGGAACCGGAUCAGACGCGAAGUGAGCAAGUCGGCGCGACAGCAACGGCUCGUCUCGACCGACGCAGAGUACGGCGGGCCCGCACCCGCCAUCCUGCUCGUCACCCCUCGUCAGCUCCCCCUCGUUGUGCCCCCAACCUUUCGACACGUCUUUGACCCCAUGAUGCGGCGGAACGGCAUCGGUCAGACCAUCGACCCUGAGGGCCUCGAGCACGCCCGCGCGACGACCACGGAACGCUGGUUCAGGUCACGGCCGCAGUUCGGGAAUACGGAUGCGCCGGACUACACGAGUGACGUCGGUACGCUACCGCGGUAUCACUCCCAGCAAAGUCGCGCGGACGAAAGUGGCUCAUUACCUCCUGAUUAUGCGAGUCGGGCGAGCUUCGGUGAGGUGUCGUUGUUAGAGACGCCGCCGAUGACGGCGGAAGAGCGCGCAUUGAUCCGUGCUGGGUUGGAGGACGUGGCGAGAGUGCUUGACAUAGCUCCCACUGAUGUUCGUUUCUCGUCCGCUGCAUGAUUGUCUACGUUGCAAUUACUUGAUUGCCUGAACCAGCUGGAUAUAACAUCUCGAUGCUUAUAUCGCUUUUAUCCUCGCGUCCCUGUUCGCGUACUCGAUGCCUUGUGGUUGUAUCAUCGCAGUAAUGACUGGUGUGUUAUGUCUCUCAUCCCGGGACUCGGCUGAGUCCGUGUUUUG